Pneumocystis jirovecii RU7 is the source of this 747-nucleotide messenger RNA. RefSeq lists its product as uncharacterized. NCBI's taxonomy places the organism in Eukaryota, Fungi, Ascomycota, Pneumocystomycetes, Pneumocystales, Pneumocystaceae. The record is from RefSeq and is a predicted model, not a curated record. Bases 1 to 747 code for a protein of 248 amino acids. The transcript is spliced from 3 exons.
AUGAAUAAGUGUUUAAAAAAUAUAAAAUUUCAAGAAAAAUAUUUUCAUAGUGGAGUAUUAAAGGAUAAAUGUAAUGAACAAAAUAAAGCUCUCUUAGGGAAUCCAUAUGCUCAAGCACUUAUAUCUCCAAUUCGUAGAGAUAUAUUAACAGAUGCACGGCUACCAUCAGCUUUUUUGUUAAGGUUUCUGGCAUGCAUUAAUCCACAAACAAAUAAAAUAUGGAUUUUACCAAAUGGAUUAAAGCAUACUGUAGUAAAGAAAAUAGCUCAGAGUCGGUGGAUUGUAAAUAAUAAAAAAUGUAUAAAGUUUGUAGGAAGAGGUACUUGGAAGCGUAUGCUUCCUGAUUUCGCGCCUUUAGAUGCAAUAUGGAGAAGUGAUAUGGAUGAUUUUGUUUUAACACAAUUUCGAAAAAGAAUAAUGAUAGAGUUAAAGAAUAUUGAAAAAUAUUUUUUAGAUAUUCAGUUAGUAAAUGAUGUUUUUGUCCGAGAUACAAAAAGUGAUGACCUGGAUAAAAAAAUUGGAUGCAUUAUACAUAAAUUUGAUAAUGAUGAAGUCUGGUGUUUAAAAAAUGUGGUUAAUCAAGAGUUUCGUGUACCAGUUAUAAAUGCUUCUACACUAUAUGACGUUGAUGAUACUGAAGAUGAAUGGUUGAGAACGUUUGUGUCUACAAGAAGUAUUGCUCUUCCAUUGGGGAUAGAGACUGUGAAUGCAAUUUCUUGGCUUUGGAAAUUUCGAAGUUAUAUUUAG